AUGGCAUUCCCAUCACAUAUUCAACUUUCUUGUCUCUCAAUUAUCACAUUUUACAUUUUUCUCGCAACUUCUUAUGCAACUGCACUAAACUUCAAUAUCGCCAAAAUCGGUCCCAAAAAUCUCAACGUCGACAUAACCACCAGUGGAGACACAUACAUCUCCUCCAAUGGCAUCCACCUCGCGGCGGACAAGUACGAUACCAACUUAAAUUCCAAAGCCGGCAAAGCCACCUACGUCAAACCGCUGCACCUCUGGGACAGUUAUUCCGGCAAGUUGACCGACUUCACCACCUAUUUCUCCUUCGUGAUUGAUUCGGAUGGAAAUUCAACUUUCGGAGAUGGGCUUGCAUUCUUCCUUGAACCUUCCGGUUCCAGCAGCACCGCAGGCACCACUACAGGCGGUGCCAUUGGGCUUCCAAUCGAUCGAUCGACAUUGGAAGCCACUAGCCCAUUUGUCGCUGUGGAGUUUGAUACGUUUCAGAAUUCUUGGGAUCCACAAGACAUCACUCCUGUUACUCAUCUAGGUAUCAAUAUCAACUCCAUUAAGUCUAAUGUGACUAAGGUAUGGUACAAUGACAUACCUGAUGGGAUAGAAAAUGAAGCUGUGAUUAGUUAUCGCUCUAAGUCGAAAAAAUUGAGUGUUGUUGUCACUAACACUAUCAAUAAUGUCAUAGUCAGACAAGACCUUUCUUUUAUGGUUGAUUUAAAGGACUACUUGUCACAAUGGGUUACAUUCGGCUUCUCGGCUGCAACUGGUACAUGUUUUGAAAAAAAUAUUGUUAAAUCGUGGAAAUUUAAUUCGAGUUUUUAAAUUUGAGAAAAACAAAGUAAAUGUUAUAGCCCCAAGGGCACAAGGUAAUCUUGGAUUUGAAUAAGG
Messenger RNA from Camellia sinensis, 876 nucleotides. The record is from RefSeq and is a predicted model, not a curated record. NCBI's taxonomy places the organism in Eukaryota, Viridiplantae, Streptophyta, Magnoliopsida, Ericales, Theaceae.